AUGAUCUUCUACAAAGCAUCGUUUCCAAUAACCCGACGGAUCGGUCACCCUUACCAGAAUAGGACGCCUCCGAAACGUAAAAAGCCGAGAACAUCAUUCACAAGGAUGCAAAUUGCUGAGCUGGAGAAGAGGUUUCAUAAGCAGAAGUACUUAGCGUCUGCGGAAAGGGCAUCACUUGCUAAGACACUGAAGAUGACAGAUGCGCAAGUUAAAACCUGGUUUCAGAACAGACGGACAAAAUGGAGGUAG
This is a messenger RNA of Leptosia nina, 249 nucleotides long. NCBI's taxonomy places the organism in Eukaryota, Metazoa, Arthropoda, Insecta, Lepidoptera, Pieridae. The record is from the annotation of a GenBank genome assembly.